CCCAAAUAGGUUUCCACGAAACACCGUGUAUUGAUAUUUAAAUUCUUACAACACCGACUGCGCAAAAUUUCCACUCAUAUCCACAAAUCAUUCGAUCUUAACCGGCUCCAAAUUUCAACUCCACUCAUCACGCAGUAACACACAUUUCUCCCCGACAGAUGGUCCUAGCCCAUCGCUCCGGACGCAAUGUUUUCCAAUAGGAACUACAAAAUCCUCACCUACAUCUUUGGUUGCAUCCACAUCUUUCUGGUACUGGUCGUGCUCAGCCAAGGGGCGGUCCCCAUUGUGACAGACUGGAUCUCUGCCGUGUCGAUCAUCACGCCAUGUGCCUUGAACAUCGUUUUCUCGCUAUUCUGGAUGAUCGGAACUGGGCUGAGACGACCGGCAAUGAUCGAUUUGUUCAAGUACUUCACCUACUGCCAGAUGUUAUUGAUUGCGGCCCUUACGACCUGGUUCAUCGUCCAGUGCAUCCUGAACGGGGGUCAAUUUCACCUCUACAUCAUGAUCUUCAUCGUUCUUUCUCUGUUCGUGCUCUCGAUGAUCGAGAUCUUCGUGGCCGUUGGAGGGCGUCGAGCGGUGCUGGGAGAACUGGUGGGAUCUCGUAUGAGAGCCGUGGAGAUGACGGAGUGGAAUAGUUGAAAUUAACCCGAUUAAAGGGAAAUAGUGAACGCACAGCAUUUAUACCUCGAGAGAUUAAUAUUAUUUAACCAACUGUUAAGUGUUAAUGGCCUACGAAACUGAAAGCUUUAAACGUUCGUGCUUCCUAAGUGCUAACAAAUGCCUUUUGCAGCUGCCUUGAAUAAAAAGAGAAA
Messenger RNA from Ochlerotatus camptorhynchus, 812 nucleotides. RefSeq lists its product as uncharacterized. The coding region runs from base 187 to 639 and encodes 150 amino acids. The record is from RefSeq and is a predicted model, not a curated record. The transcript has 4 exons. Lineage: Eukaryota; Metazoa; Arthropoda; Insecta; Diptera; Culicidae.